This is a messenger RNA of Knipowitschia caucasica, 834 nucleotides long. The record is from the annotation of a GenBank genome assembly. NCBI's taxonomy places the organism in Eukaryota, Metazoa, Chordata, Actinopteri, Gobiiformes, Gobiidae.
AUGGAGAGUUCUGUGAUCCUGGGUUGUCUUCUGGUGCUGGUUUGCUCCUUGAUGCCAUGUGGACUGUGCGCUGACAAGGAUCAGACUCCGGACUUCUGCCAGCUCAGUCCGGACUCGAAUCCCACUUGCAUGGCCUACAUGCCACAGUAUUUCUAUAAUUCUACAUCUCAAGAAUGUGAAGAGUUCAUUUAUGGAGGCUGUGGAGGAAACCAGAACAGGUUUGGGUCAAAGAAGAAGUGUUUGGAGACCUGCUAUCGUCCUGCCGUCACUGAGAAGGUGAAUUUAGAUUCCACUCUUCUAAAAUACAAAGGAGCCUGUAACUUACCUGCAGAGUCUGGACCAUGCAUGGGAUACAUGCCCAUGUAUUUCUACAACGAGGUGUGCAACCUCCCCCCAAAGACAGGGCCGUGUCAUGCUCUUUUCCACAAACUUUACUACAAUCCAGAAACUCAGAGAUGUGAGCCCUUUAUCUACGGCGGCUGUGAAGGAAACGCAAACAACUUUGACUCAGCUGAAGCGUGUCAGUUUGUGUGUCAUCCCGACGGCAGCGACGUGAUUACUCCACUUGUUGCAACAGGCAGAGCAGUCGAUGAAUGUUCAGUGGCACCUGAAGCUGGUCCUUGUCGCAUGAAUUUGCCAAGGUUCUUUUACAACUCCACUUCUCAGAAAUGUGAAUUAUUCACAUAUGGAGGUUGUGAUGGAAACAAAAACAGAUUUGUGUCGGAGAGAGAGUGUCACCUAAACUGUCCUUUCAGAGGCCCUCGGAUGCGCACUGUCGCACAACCAGAAUCUAAUGUUUGUCUCCUUCCAUCAGACCCAGACGACAUCCAUUAG